Messenger RNA from Folsomia candida, 1789 nucleotides. RefSeq names its product phospholipase ABHD3. Gene Ontology annotation, molecular function: monoacylglycerol lipase activity; acetylesterase activity. NCBI's taxonomy places the organism in Eukaryota, Metazoa, Arthropoda, Collembola, Entomobryomorpha, Isotomidae. The record is from RefSeq and is a predicted model, not a curated record. Gene Ontology annotation, biological process: medium-chain fatty acid biosynthetic process; medium-chain fatty acid catabolic process. Bases 343 to 1512 code for a protein of 389 amino acids. The transcript has 5 exons.
GGGCAUAAAACAGUCUGGGUGACGACUUCAAUAACAUGACACAUGAUCAGUAUCUAUCUCUUGGGAAAUAUAUCGACAGGUGUUAAUUAGUAUUAAUUAAUUAGUAAUUAAUUACCAGUACCACUUUUGUACGAUUUCAUACAUAUGGUAUAGCAAAGUCAUACUAUAAAGGACGUACACAGAUCGAUAACUAACUAAUAUCGCUAUUCGCCGGUUUUGUUGGUAAAAAUUGAAGUUAAACUAUUCAGCAAUUGUGUAGCGUAUUAAUAUUUUUGGUGUGGUCACAAAUUUUGACAACUUGUUGACCAUUCUUCUAUCUCCACCGAAAGAACUAUCGUCACGAUGAGCGGCUUAUUGGUCAUCUUGGGGUCGGCAGCAUCCGCUAUUGUUGCUGUUUCCGCGUAUUACACACUAUUUGUGAAGAAGAAGCCUAACGUGUACACAGGAAAUGAAAAGCUGAGGACCUUUCUGGACAAGAAUGUUCCCAUGUUGAAGGAUAACUUCUCGCCGUCCCCACUUUAUUGGGAAGGUCGACUUCAAACCGUGCUUGGUUUGGUUUAUCGAGAUGUUCCCCCGGCUAGAUUUCCGUAUCAAAGGGAAUUAUUCAGUCUGAGUGAUGGAGGCGAAGUUGGAUUGGAUUUCGCCAUGGUCGAUACUCCAAAAGACGGGAAAUCCCUCCUGGUUAUGUUUUUCCCUGGACUGACGAGUUCUUCUCAAUCCUGCUAUGUACGAACUUUGGUCACAUCUCUGAACAACAUUGGUGUGUCGGUUGUUGUAUUUAACAAUCGAGGACUUGGAGGAGUACCGUUCAAGACUCCGAGGACAUUUUCAGCCUCAAGUACAGAAGAUGCGGUAGAAGUGAUUCAGUAUUUGAAACAAAAGUACCCUGGACAAAGAAUGAUGGGGUUGGGAACAUCAUUGGGAGGGAUGGUGCUUUGCAAGUAUUUGGUCACAUAUCCAAAAGAAGCUGCCGAAAUGUUUGAAGCUGCUACAAUAAUCUCGAUAAGUUGGGAUGCGAAUGGAGGAACUGCCAAUUUAGAGAACAACUUAAUUAAUCGCUACCUAAUUAAUAUGCAACUGACAAAAUCUCUGGUCAAUCUUGCCAAAAAAUUCCUUAAAACGGUUAAACCCCCCGAGACCUUUGACAUGGAUGCGGUUAUGAAGGCUAAAACCGUUCGUGAGUUUGACGCGGCUGUCACUGCGCCUCAAUUUGGAUUUUCGACCGUGGAAGAUUACUACGCCUCUGCUACGACGAAGGGUCACGUUCACAAAUUUCCCAUUCCGGUUUUCUGUCUUAAUGCUGAGGACGAUCCAAUGUGCCCGGAAAGUGAUCUACCUACAGACGAAGCAUCAGCUACAGGGUCAAAGCUGGCCCUUGUAAGCACGAAGUAUGGUGGUCAUCUAGGAUUUUUGGAAGGGACGGGAAACAAACCGGUCCAUUUCAUGGAACGCUUUGUCGAACAGCUCGUUUCCGGAAUUCGACUACAUGGACAAACUGAUCUUAAGUUGUAAUGAAAGUGAGACUUUAUUCGAAUUUAUGUAUUUCCAUAUACGUUAAGUAUACGCCAUAAAUUACAGGUAAAUAUUGUUGGUAUUAUCUAUUAUUUAUUAAUUUCUUUCUUGUUUGUCUUCUAUUUCCAAAAAAAAUUGCGUAAAGCAAUUAAAACUGUUCUUCUCACGGCUGGUGAAAUUCGUUCAUAUAUUUUAGUAACAGAACUGAAAUGCACACAAAAAGACACUUAUACAUUGAUAUAAAUUGAUUAAAUAACCAUUAUCCUGUCACCACUUA